This is a messenger RNA of Saccostrea echinata, 5471 nucleotides long. RefSeq names its product matrix metalloproteinase-2-like. NCBI's taxonomy places the organism in Eukaryota, Metazoa, Mollusca, Bivalvia, Ostreida, Ostreidae. Gene Ontology annotation, biological process: proteolysis; extracellular matrix organization; collagen catabolic process. The coding region runs from base 1105 to 2916 and encodes 603 amino acids. Gene Ontology annotation, cellular component: extracellular matrix. Gene Ontology annotation, molecular function: zinc ion binding; metalloendopeptidase activity. The transcript is spliced from 9 exons. The record is from RefSeq and is a predicted model, not a curated record.
UGUUAGAUAUUUUAAUAACCUCGACUACGGUUCAGUAGAUUCAUUUGGGUUUUUGUUCCUACGGGAUUUGUGAAUCGAUAUUGUGAUUGAACUGUUCGAUCAAACGCGCCUGUAUCGACCAUAUGUUUCUGAUGAAGAGGAGUAGCAUGUGAAAACAAAGAAGGAUGUUCGGAAAAGAUAUUCCCCCAGUACAAGUGCUAAUCAAAACCACGUGCUGACAGUAGCAUCCAAAAUUACCCACCAUUCUCCUCAGAAUCCUGUGACUCAUCAUGAUCUUCCAUGCUCUUUGAAAACAUUGAUAGACAAGGCAUUUGUCUGGAAACAUAACCUCUAGCAAGGGAAUCGCUCAACUCCGAUGCACAGGAACUUUUUCAAAUAAGCCUGGAUAUUGAUUAUUAUAGGAUAUUUUCUAUGUAUAUUGAGGAUAGUCAAAGGAAUAUACGGAAAAUAGCCGGUGUAUCACAUAUAUUUCUCUUAUGAUGAAAAGAUGUUUACAGAAACCCGGAACAGUUUUUGUCCGAUUAACCAAGGCGAAAAGGAUAUACGUAUGAGCGGUUUCUUUGUUUACAUUUGUAGAGGAUGAUCGCCUCCGGAGGAAGGAUGAAGCAUCACUGAAUGUCUUCAUUGUAGAUAUGAAUUAAUUAGCUGUUUAUUAGGAGGUGUGAAUAAUCUUGUGACUUUUGUCUUAAGACUUAGACCUUAUCUUCGUUAUAUUGUGAAGGACUCAGUAAUUUAUGCUCGAGGGAUUAGAUUAGGUAAGCGGAGGGUUCAAGCAAGGUGCGCCCCACGGUGUGCAGGAAACGGUGAGGUUAUUUAAGUCGUUUUUUGUGUGAAUCAGUAACACUUGACCUGAAAUAUACGGCGAUUCUUUUUCUAAUAAAAGAAAUCAAAAUGUAAUUGGACCAGAUGCUCAGCGAAUGAUAAAUUAGACUAACGGCUGGAUUCUGAAGACGGCGCGCUGGCUAUUAUUGGGGUUUGUUUCUUCUCAGAGGAAAACAGACAGUCAGAGGGUAAUAAUAGACGCUAAAACAAUUGAUGCCUACAUAACCGAACCACAUUUAAUAUAUGGUUAAUUUAUGAAACAGUGAAUGUGCCGUAAUACACAUGGAGGCUGAUCGGGAAAUGUACAAGCAGAUCCCUGGCGUGUGUUACUGUGGGCACUACACAGGCGUGGAGGGUGCGGGAGAAACGUCUAUCAAAAGGAGGAAUAUAGGUUCUAAUAAUGGACAUGUGCCUUCACGUCAAACAAUGAAGACUUCCUUAAUCUUUGUGAUAUACAUAGUGUUUUUAGUAACAGAUUCGGUGUUAGGAUCGCCAGUUUCAGGAGGUUCUAAUCUAGAUGCAGAUGCUUUUAGAUACCUUGGAAAGUUUGGUUACAUAUCUUCAGCUCAAGCAGAGAAAGGUGCUCAAAACCUUAUUUCCAUGGACAUCACGGAGUCUAUAAAGAAAUUACAAAGGAUGGGUGGGAUACCACCGACAGGCGUGCUCGAUGUUCGAACUCAGGAGCUCAUGCAUAAACCGCGGUGUGGUAACAAAGAUCCAGUGGAAGAAGAGGGGGCCCGGAAAAAGAGAUACGUGCUGGCGCCUUCUAAAUGGGACCAUAAGGAUCUAACAUACAGAAUUGAGAACUACACGCCAGACCUACAGUGGCAGGAUGUCCGUCGAGUCAUUGCAGACGCUUUUAAAGUUUGGAGUGACGUCACUGACCUAACGUUUACAGAGGUCAUGAAUACAAAUGCAGAUAUCAUGAUAAAAUUUGCUAGAAAAUAUCAUAAAGAUGGUUAUCCAUUUGAUGGAAAAGGUCUCAUUCUGGCUCAUGCUUUCUUUCCUGGAAAAGACAAAGGGGGUGACACUCAUUUCGAUGAAGAUGAAAAGUGGACGAUCAAUUCAAAUGAGGAAGGUGUAGACCUAUUUAUGGUAGCUGCUCACGAAUUUGGGCAUGCUCUGGGACUGAGCCACAGCAACGAGCCCAAAGCCCUUAUGUAUCCUUGGUAUCAGGGAUACAUUCCAAACUUUCAACUUCCAUACGAUGAUACCUUAGGAAUUCAACUUAUAUAUGGUGGUAAGGGACCUUACGUGACUUUCCGACCUCCACCAACCACCAGGCGUCCUGAUACAAGGGAGGGAUAUAGCACACUCGCCCCUCCCCGUCAAGCCCCAAUAGACCCAUGUAAGGGAAAUUUUGACGCCAUAGCAGUUAUACGUUCUGAAGUCUUCAUUUUUAUCGGAAAGUAUUUCUGGAGGAGUCCUGAACCCAAAACCAUUCUUUCUAGUGAGCCAUCCAUUAUUCACGACUUCUGGUACAGAUUUCCGGAAGAGGUAGAGAAGAUUGACGCGGCUUUCGAACACCCCACUGACCGCCGAAUCUUUUUCUUCUCAGGAAAGAAGUACUGGAUAUAUAAUGGUAAUAGUCUUGCCAAUGGACACCCUACUAAUGGUAAGCCAAUCACAGACUUUGGAAUUCCGGAAGACAUUCAGAAAAUUGAUGCGGUGUUUGUGUGGGGCUUUAACAAAAGGAUUUACCUUGUUAGUAAAGAUAUGUACUGGAAAUUCAAGGAGUCAGACAAUCAAAUAGAACCCGAUUAUCCCCGCGACAUGAGCAUCUGGAAAAAUGUUCCUAUUCCAAUUGAUACUGCUUUCAAGUUCCAAGAAAACACCUAUUUCUUCAAAGGAGAUAAAAUGUAUAAGUUCUAUGACAUGAAGAUGAGAGUACAAGUAAAUUGGCCGAAACCAAUUGAAGAGUUCCUGGGAUGUGGAGAACGAUUUAGUUUACGUAAAAACAAUGCAAAGAAUUCCCCCGAGAAGAUUGCUCAGUUUCAAAACAGUAGUUCUUCAAGCCACACAAGUUUUACAGGACUUUCUAUACUUGUAAUUAUACAUGCUAUAUAUUUAUGUAUAUGUUCUAGGCAUAUAUGACCUGUUCUGAUAUCAUUGUUUGAAUGAUCUGACCAAAGGUACCUGUAACUUAACACCUGUAAUACCAGGUGAUCAUUUGAAAUGUCCUGUUUUCCUAAAAAUAUCAAUCAAAAGUAAUGUAUGAAGAAUAAGAUCCUUGGCUUAAAUUAAGCUUUAUACUGGACCAAAACUGAAAUCAGACAGCAAACAAAAAACAAUAGUAUUAGGAUCAUCUUAUUUAGGAAAAAUGAGGUCUGUUCUAUAGUCGUGAGCUUGCUUUUAUAUGUAUAGAGCUGAUGGGAAGGGAUGAUAUCCAGAGGAUAAAGUAGAGGUUGAUGACUAUAUUUAACAUUGGGGGAAGCAAUGACACAUGAUCUAAAAGUAAAUCCUCCAUCAGAAUUGGUGCAUAAUAUAUUUUUUUUCAUGUCACUAAGGAUACACAUUAUAUCCAAGAGAUUUUUAUUUGGUACUUUUUAUUACCUCAAGCUCAACAAUGAGAUCAAAGUGAACAACAACAAAAAUUUACGAAUAUCUUGUAGUAUUUUGCCACCUAGGCACUGCAAAUUCAAAUUGGUUAAAUAACUUCCACUCACAACUUUAUUUGCUAUCAGGGACUCCUAAGCAUGUUAAGGGGAGGGUUAAUUGUUGUAGUAGCAAUUUAAGAGGGAAGAUGUUUCUGUGUAUAAAUUUAUGUAUUUACACAUCAGGUGUUUUAUUUUAGCCCAGGUGAUCAAUGGCUGAGUAUCAGUCAGUACAUGUUAAGCCUCAUUGUGAUCAAACUAUCACGGUUGUGACUCCUGUCUCUGUAUGCCUUAUGUGUUUUUGCUAUAUCAUAUUGUUAUGUUUUACAUGUAAAAAAAAAAAUCCUUCUCUCAGUGUAAUGAGAUUUCAUGUGUUUUAUUUAUUUGAGUUUUUACAUGUAAUGAUAACCCUGUGAUAUGAGAGUGUGUAAAAGUGUCUCUUCAUUUUUUUGCCAGGAUUCAGUUCCUUAUAUUUUGUAUAGGAAAUACCUUGAGAUUCUUGCCAUUAUCUUUUAAUUGGUUCAGUAGCAUAAUAGUUUUUUCAGUGUUCAUUUGUUUUAUUAUUUUUUUUUAGCUUAAUUUAGCACUGACGUAACAAGAAUUCACAUUCACUGCUUGAAAAAAUAUACGUCUGGCACUAGUGCCAAAAAAGUGUGCACAUCUCAGAAAGAACAUAAAUAAAAAUACAUUUGAGAUUGCCUUGCAUCUCUUGAUGAAGCAUACAUAAUUUUGCAGCCUUCUUAUUUCUGAUAACAACAAAAAAAAUUUCACAUAAAUUCAUGUGUAAAUUUCAGUAUCUUUACCCUGGUUCCUAGGGUUGUCAUUAACUUAGUUAAAUGCAGUAGCCUACAAUUUUCCUGUUAAAAUUAACUUCUUUAACACUUAAAAUACAUAAAAAGAGAAAGUAAUGUAUCUAUUUAUUCACUUCUAAAUGCAAAGACAUCCUUUUAACACCUCAGUCUGUAAUUACUGUAGUUAUCAUAGAUAGGUCUCUAGUGUAAUUACCCCCUCAGUCAUUUGGAUCCCAGAUCUAAGAAAUCCAUUGUCACAUUCACACUAUGAUUUACUACCAUAUAAUGAUAUUUAGCUUAGAAUCAUGAGUUUUGAUGCUUUAUUAUAAUACUCAUAUUCCCUUAUUUAUUUUUAUACUACAUAUACAUAUUAUAAAUUCACUCAUUGAUUAGUGAAUUAAGAGUUAUCAGUUCCUAUAAUACUCAUCAGUCACGAAAUAGUGCUUCUGUAAUAAGCUCUAGUUAGUGUAGAGUUUGUACUGUAUUUUAUCCAUUCUUAAAACAUAUACUGCAUUUUGUAAAAUAUUUAUAUAUAUAUAAAAAAGAAAAACGAAUUUUAUGAAACCAGUGACAUAUUAUAGUUAAAAAUAUAAGUGCAUGCAUUAUUAAAUUACUGUAGAUUAUUUCUUAAGCCUUCUCAACAAAUUAUUUUUGAUGUUAUGUCAUUUCCUCUGAACUGAGUAAUAAUGUAGAGGAUAAAGUGUGUCCUUCACAUGAAAAUUGUCUUGCUUUGUGUUCAAUGCCCUAGUCAUAAUCAGUUUCCAUUUAAAUUGUACUGACACAGUUUUAGGGGUUCUAAGUGAGAACAUGGUGCUGAUGAAUUUUUAUAGUGCAAUGACAAACUUCCAGUUUACAAGUAAAGCUAUAAAUGUAACACUCAUAGUACACUUUAAACAAUGUUAUCUUUAUUGUGUUUAAUGUCAGUGUCUUGCAGAUGCAUAAAAACAGUUGUGUCCCAAAUCUGAUACUCUCAAUUAAUCAGAGCAAUUGCCAAUCAAGACCAUUAGUUUACACAUCAUUUUACAUCUCGAUUUGAAACAUGUCAAGUUCAUUUGCAUGUGUUAGUCUUUAAAACAAAAUCUGUCUUAAUUACAAAAUUGAUGUCCACUGCAUUAUCCAAUAUACCAAAAUGUUACAGAAAAUGCUAUUGUUUCAUUAUAAAUUUUGCCUAUUUAUUUCUUAUCAAUGUCACAGUAGCUCUUGUGACACAGUUUUUAAGCACAAGUUGUAUUUUAUUUAUGAUGCUAAUAAAUUUUAAAGCUUC